AAGAGAGCGAUCACCAACCAUUCACCAAAACAUUAUAAAUUUUUUAAAUUAUAUGAAGAAAAAUUCCAAAUUUUAUAAAAUAACAAAAUUCCAAACUUUUUUCAAAGUGUACACAAUCUUAUUGUCAAACUAUAGAUGCACCGUCUUUUAAGUCCUUUUACUUAGUUUCUUCAUAUAUAAGCCUUUAAACACUUUAUGUUAUGAUCAAAUUCUUUCAACAAUGAGUUUUUAUCAUGGAAAUCACAUAUUCUAUGCUUUCACUCUUUCUUUUCUUUCAAUUUCAAUCGUUCUUUUAUCCAUAAUUCUUUUCUUUCUUUGUAGGAAAAAACAAUUCAAGCCUAGUAAAGAUUUCGAGGUGACGACUAUCAUCAAGCCUAGUGCAACGAAUUAUCCCUUGUCGGAAAUUGAUAGCGCCACGGAUCGGUUCAAUCCUCAUAGGAUCAUUGGAAAAGGGCGCCUAGGAACGACUUAUGCCGCGGUUUUAGACAAAGAUGAGUUGGUGGUGGCUAAAAGAAUCUACCCAUGGUUAGUAUUAAGUAAAGCCGGUCUUGGAUUUCAAUCCGUGAUCAAGUCACUAUCAUUAGCCCAACACCCUAAUAUAGUGCCUAUAUUGGGCUUUUCCGAGGCCCCGGGGGAAAGGAUCAUCUUAAUGGAGUAUGUGGACACAAUGAGUUUGGACUUCUAUUUGCACCAACAUGUUGAUGGACCGUCUCUCUUGGGGUGGUCACAAAGGUUAAAGAUCGCGGCAGGAAUAGCUCGUGGGGUCGAGUAUUUGCACGAGAAGAUGGCACCUCAAGUAGUCCAUGGUUGUGUGAAGCCCUCUAAUGUUUUGGUAGAUGUGGAGUUUUGCCCAAAGUUGUGUGAUUAUGGGUUGUCUUUUUUAGCCUCAAAAAAUGAGAAAAUGGGGCUUUUAGGGUAUGUUGAUGAGGAGUAUUGGUUAGAAGGAAAAAGUGGUGGUGCUUGCAAAGAAAGUGAUGUGUAUGGAAUUGGUGUGGUAUUGUUGGAACUCUUAACGGGCAAGAGGAAUGAAGGUGGGUUGCUAGUGGGGUGGGUUUUGCCUUUAAUUAAGGAAAUGAGGUAUAGUGAGUUUUUAGACCCAAGAAUUGAAAUACCUUCUAAUAUGAAGCCUAUUGUUAGGUUAGGUAAAGUGGCAUUAGCUUGUGUUGGCAACUCUAGAAAAACUAGGCCUAAAAUUACCCAAAUUGUAAGUAUUUUGGAUAGCUUGGAUGAUUAAGAUCUUAGAGAUUGAAGUAUUUCAAUGUUUUGGUUGAUUUUUAUCUUUAGAGAUACAAGUGUUUCAAUGUUUUGUAAUUGAUUUGUGUAUGUACAUUUCUUGGUUGCUAAGAAAAAGGUUUUUGGUGAUGGAUUCACUUUUCAA
This is a messenger RNA of Chenopodium quinoa (quinoa), 1378 nucleotides long. RefSeq names its product phytosulfokine receptor 1-like. Gene Ontology annotation, biological process: protein phosphorylation. The coding region runs from base 221 to 1234 and encodes 337 amino acids. Gene Ontology annotation, cellular component: plasma membrane. The transcript has a single exon. Lineage: Eukaryota; Viridiplantae; Streptophyta; Magnoliopsida; Caryophyllales; Amaranthaceae. Gene Ontology annotation, molecular function: protein kinase activity; ATP binding. The record is from RefSeq and is a predicted model, not a curated record.